This is a messenger RNA of Colletotrichum scovillei, 2031 nucleotides long. RefSeq lists its product as uncharacterized. The coding region runs from base 133 to 1938 and encodes 601 amino acids. The record is from RefSeq and is a predicted model, not a curated record. NCBI's taxonomy places the organism in Eukaryota, Fungi, Ascomycota, Sordariomycetes, Glomerellales, Glomerellaceae. The transcript is spliced from 4 exons.
CCCUUCUCGAGUUUCCCCUGUGUGCCUUGUCUCUUCUCUCUAAGCCUUCUUGCUGUCCUAUCUUCUUGUCUUCUUGUUUCUAUCAUUAUCAUUUUUUUUUUUCAAACUUCAAAGACGUGAGCUCUCGCCAACAUGGCAAAUACAAUCAGUCCCGCGUCUAUCCCCCCAAUCACUCAACUGCGGGAGCAACUCGACUAUGGCGACCCUCACCUACCAAGAUGCCAGGCAUUCUAUGAUAGUGUUCGGGCCUUCCGCAAGACCUAUGAGACGAGCCAAGGUUGGGAAGGCAAUACAAUUCACGAAUGGAGAAUCCGAGAGCAUCGAAGCGCUCUUGCUGAGAUGGCACGAGCGUUCCUUGAGCUCCAUGGCAAUGGCCAACUGUUUUGGCCAGACGAUAAUACCAAGGGCAAAGCCAACAAGUUCAAGUAUUCUACUGAUGGUGCACGAAUCAGAAGAAUCAUGCAGCAGCUUUUUUGGCGGCUAAAUCUCCAACAGCAUCGGAACGAAAAGUACAAGAAGAACAAAGAGAAGGCGAGCAGCGUCGACAGAAUGAGUGGAAGGGGCCUUAGUCACGAAGAUCCAAUCGACGUAGAUGUCUUUGAAGAUAGACCAGAAAGUCCCAGCACUUCGGGAAAGCCCAGUGCCUCAAGCUCAAACACCUUUGUCAACUCUACAAUUCAUCCUCAGCACACCGACCCAAGUGUGAUCGAUCCCAACUUGGGCGAUGCCGAACAACGCCUACCGGAUGAACGUGCGGUCGGCAGCGAUCCAUACAGAGUCCCAGAAAGUCCGGAAAUACACGUCCAGAAUGCUCCACAGGACCUAUACACCUUUGCAAGCAUAUCAUCCGCUGCUCCGAACGACGAUCGUCAGUUUGCACCCUACGCUGAUAUGGGCCCUCCACCCAAGCGACCGAGGCUUGACAAGGCCAAGCCUUCACGUAUAAUAACCAUCAAGGCACCAAAAAAGCCUCGUGCCGAAAAACCUGCAAUCGGCCUCAGAACGCACAGAAGCUCGCCACGCAAGCGAACAAUCCGCCAACAACCGAAUAGCGCAACACCUGAGCAACUCUUAGAACUCGAUAGUCCUCCAAGCUCAGAGAUCGCCGACGACUUGAUACCGUCUGAGCCACAGCCGGUUCCUGAUGCAGCCUUAUCUACGGGCCUCCGGGUGCGGCUCAAUCCUUUUCGAGCCACUGUCGAGAAUGUCACAGACGAAGAGUUUGCCACGAACGCUUACGUCGACGAAAGAAUCAUUCAACUUCGCAAAGAAACUGAGAUGCACCAGCCUCAGCCAGAGGAGACUUGCAACAAGAAUGAACCUCCAGCUCCGGUGCAGCCAGCUGAAGCGGCACCUGACACACCACUGACACCACAUCCAACAGUGACUGCUGCGCCGCAAAAUGAAAAAUCUGCGGCUGCUCUGCCAGAAGCGGUAAAGAGCGCAGAGGCCAUUGUCCAACAACCACCCAGCGUCCAACAGCCACCACCCAUCGCCCAACAGCCACCUAUCGUCGACCGACAACUGAAGGAUGCCUCAGUGCGGCCAUUAGAAGUUGACUUUAUGUACCGUGUGGUAACUAGUUACCCAACACGUCAAAGCUGUAUUUGGGAGCCAGAAGGAAGCUUCCGAAGCAAGACGCUCGCCGAAGUCGUAGAAGAGCUGCCGAAACUGCCACUGCGGUUCGAGUGGUCUGAGCUUAACUACCUGUUGUUUCGCUUGGAAGCCCGGAAUACGGCUGUUGCGGAGAGUGUCCCUUGUGGGAAAGAAGGAAAGUUUGAGUCUCUGAAGCGCAGUCUUACGAGAUUCAUCAGGGCAUGCAUCGCGGAAACCCCACCUGGGGAGAGCUUAUCCGUCUUGCUCGAGAUUGAGCCGCUGACGAGUUUGGAUGCUGUGAAGAAGGCGGAGGAACUAGAAGAUAUUGACUUCGAUUGGUGACGAAUUUCACUGUACAUAUAAUCGCAAUCUUUUUUAAUGCAAAUACAUAUGGGCUUUGCGGAUUGGAAUCGCACGAUAGACGUGAACGUAAUC